Messenger RNA from Clupea harengus (Atlantic herring), 3384 nucleotides. RefSeq names its product SCL-interrupting locus protein homolog (gene stil). Gene Ontology annotation, cellular component: microtubule organizing center. The coding region runs from base 1 to 3384 and encodes 1127 amino acids. The transcript has 14 exons. Lineage: Eukaryota; Metazoa; Chordata; Actinopteri; Clupeiformes; Clupeidae. Gene Ontology annotation, biological process: microtubule organizing center organization; smoothened signaling pathway; mitotic spindle organization. The record is from RefSeq and is a predicted model, not a curated record.
AUGGGCUUUGAAAAUGAUGAAGGUGUGACCCUUUCUCUGGAUCGUCUGGACCCUGGCAGGGAGAAGCCAGGCUCGGGAGGAAGGGUGCCCAGCUCCUUUCUGCCCGGUGACGUGGUGGUGCCCUGUUUAUUUGAGGCUCGGCAUGGCAGCUCCUUCACCAACACUGUUCCUGCAAACUAUGUGGAUGACCUCAGUGCGUCUUUUAAGAUACUUCAGCAAAACUGUUCCAGCAAAGAGACUGUGGAUCUGUCUCAGCUGCUCCUGCUGCGCGGGUGGCUCCGCUGCAUGGAGAACACCGACAGCCUCAGCUUCAGUCUGCACUGGGCCGCCUCCACCGCAGCCACCGCGCUGCAGGCCACGCCCGUCAGAGCCAUCCCCAUCAUUCCCACCGCUCUCGCCCGCAACCUCAGCUCCCCCAGCAGCCUGGCACAGCCCCUACACACACUGAGCCAGAAGAGAGGAUUUCUGACCAUGGACCAAACCCGCAAGCUACUGCUCAUUCUGGAGUCCGAUCCCAAGGUCUACACCCUCCCACUGGUCGGAGUGUAUGGUUGUGUGGAGUCACACACAUCCACAGUCCUCAGGGUACUGACUGAGGAAGGGGCCUUUCUGGUGGUGCUGUACUCCUUAACCCACAGAAAGCCAGAGUUCUACCAGUGCCAGCCAACCGGCGGCAAGAACCCCAAUCUGGACAUGCUGCUGCUUACGAGUACAGAGUCUCUCACGCUCUACAAGCAUGUGGAGGCUAAUGAGAAGAAGCCCUUGUCCUUUGAGCUCCAGGCUGGAGGUGAACCCCAGGACACCCAGCUCUAUAAAGAAGUGAUGUCUCGCACGGCCUCCAGCAGGCGCCUCAGUGGAACGACAAUGGCGGCCACUCCUCAAAACAGGCCAUCAUUUGACCAUGACUCCGGGAUGGAGGAAGAUCUUUCUCCCAGACCAUCCCCAAACCCCCACCCAGCUGGGGAACAGGUGAGACAGAUGCGGCCCACGGUACCAGAGCUGUCUUUGGUGAUGGACGGCAGCUUUGUGGCUCCUGAUGCAACGCCGCCCCACCUCCCUACUCCCACCCUACAGCACAAGGAGAAUGCUGGGUCCCCCAGAACCCAGACAGGGCUCAACGCCCGCGGGCAGAACCGGCGCAGUGCUUCCCCCCCAGUUAACAGAACUGUCACCACAACCAUGUCAAGUAAAGGUCACGAAGGGUCAACUGGAUGUUCACCACCAUCAGCGUUGUCUUCGGUGUCCUCACCACCUAAGACGGGUGGUUUGCCCGGUGGCUCUUUUGAGCCGUUUAGGCAGCAGCACCCUGUGGUACACCUGCAGUCACCCUGCAGUAGAUUCUCUGGCACUACCUCAACUCCUCUUCUGCCACAGUUGUGCACGUUCCCCAGCACCCCCCUGAAGUCUGUCAGUAAGCCUUGUAGCUGCCGCCACCACGACACUGAGUGUUCUCCGUCCUACCAGCCCCAGUCCUGGUCAGAGACACCCCUACCCUCAGGCCUGUUGCAUCAGAUGACGCCUACUAACCCAGUCAAAGCUUCCUAUGCUACAGAAUCGACUCCUCUCAGGAACUGUUGCCGGUCACCACCUCAGCAGACUCCCCCUCAGGGUCCCAUGUAUGGUUCACCUACACAUCUGGGCUGUUUGCAGCAUAGUGCCCACAGUAACAGCCACCAGAGCCAUCCAGUGCCACCUGAGAGCCAGAGCCAGGCUUGCCAGAGCCAGGCUGGCCAGAGCCAGGGUUGCCAGAGCCAGGGUUGCCAGAGCCAGGGUUGCCAGAGCCAGGUUGCCAGCCUGGCUUUUCCUGAUAACGGUCAGGUGAACAUGCUCCCAGUUGAUGCUUAUAGAAUACUUAUGGAUCAGGACCGGCAGCUGAAACUUCUGCAAGCGCAGAUUCAGAAACUUCUGGAAGCUCAAAGCCAGAGAGCAGCCUCUUCUCAGCCAUCUGACGACCCCUCGCACCAGUCAGGAGAGAAGCGUGACAAGCUGGGCGCCACUCAAACACCGACCUCCCCCGACCACAGGAAGAAGAACAGUGUCAGCAUCGCCAUAGGAACAGGGGCUAGUCUGUUCUGUAACAGUACUGAGGACGAGUGGUGGAGGGAUGGCACGCCAGGGACUCUCAGCAGUAGCUCGGACAGCCGUUCCAGACAGUCCAGCCCCGUGGUCAGAAGUGGAACCGACACAAACCGGAUUAAGGACCCCGAGGAAGAGACUAGGGACCACGAUCAGAACCGCAGGACAUCACAACACAUGAGCCCGGGUGCAUCCCAUUCUCCUCAGAGCCUCAUGCUUGGAGACAGUGCCAGCAUGUGUGGCCAGUUCCAGUCUCCUAACACAGAUGAGUCGCGCAGCAAAGGUGUCGCUGCUGAUCAAAGGUUCUUUCAAGAUUUACUGGGUCAAGUAAACAGUCGUCUUCAGGACACCCUGAAAGGAGAGGCAAGCAGUUCCAAAUGUGAAGACAGGACCGCACCCUCCAGACAGACGGCCAGUCCCCUAUCUGCGGUCUCAAGCCAGGCCAGAGAGGCCUCUUCUCCCAGCUCUCUGUCUCCAGCACCUUCUGUGAAGGCCUUGUCUCAAUCCCAGACCUCCCAUCAGGAGGACCAGGUGUACAGUGCAACUGUGAAACAUCUAGAGAAGUUGGGGGUCAAUUUUGCCUCCAAAGACAAAGCCAUGUGCACGAACAUCAGCAGCAGCACUCUAGCAGGGAUCAACCCUGACGCAGUGAUCCCCAGACUGGCCGUGUGUGACCUUGUGGGCGCCAGCAUGUGGACCCCAGGGGGCAGUGCUGACCUGAGCCUGGAGGCGAACUCCAUCGCCCUGAAGUACCUGAGCGACGCCCAGCUCUCUCACCUCUCGCUGAGAAGGGAAGCCAGGCGGACCUCCAAUGCCAAUCAACCUUCUCUGGGUUUCUUGAGUAAGGCCUUAGCUGAGAGGACUGGCCCAGGUCUUAGCAUGCUGUCUCCUACUAAUAUGUCCUUAGCCACACACAAAUACAUGAAGCGCUAUGGGCUGAUCGAGGGGGGUGACGGCGAGGAAGAGGACGAGGAGGACCAACAGGAGCAUCGUGACUCUGUGUUGGGCCGCUCUUCACACAUGGAGGGCUCAGGAUACAGUGACGGUGUCCAGAGAGUCUUGAACAUCACUAAUGCGCCAUCUUACCUGUCACCACCUCACAACUCCCCCCACCUCGAGGAGAAUCAAGGACGGAUUUUAAGAGACGUCCACCCCGCUGUGCAGGUGCUUCUGCACAGUCGUGAGCACACUCGGAAGCCCCCCUCUGCUCUGGAGAACCAGCCUCAUCUGGGCUCAAUGGACACGCAGGGUUCUGUCGGGAAUUUCCUCGACCUUAGCAGAUUGAGGCAGCUCCCCAAACUAUUUUAA